This is a messenger RNA of Lipotes vexillifer (Yangtze River dolphin), 1439 nucleotides long. It is a transcript of the gene THTPA, whose product is annotated as thiamine triphosphatase. The transcript is spliced from 3 exons. Lineage: Eukaryota; Metazoa; Chordata; Mammalia; Artiodactyla; Lipotidae. Gene Ontology annotation, molecular function: thiamine triphosphate phosphatase activity; magnesium ion binding. Gene Ontology annotation, biological process: dephosphorylation; thiamine diphosphate metabolic process; thiamine metabolic process. Bases 1 to 660 code for a protein of 219 amino acids. The record is from RefSeq and is a predicted model, not a curated record.
AUGGCCCAGGGCCUGAUUGAAGUGGAGCGAAAGUUCGUUCCCGGCCCUGGCACAGAGGAGCGGCUGCAGGAAUUGGGGGGUACCCUGGAGCGCCGAGUCACUUUCCGAGACAGCUACUAUGACACCCCUGAGCUGAGCCUCAUGCGGGCCGACUACUGGCUCCGACAGCGAGAGGGCAGUGGAUGGGAGCUCAAAUGUCCCGGAGCAGCAAGUGUCUCAGGACCCCACACUAAGUACAUGGAACUCACAGCUGAGCCUGCAGUUGUGGCCCAGCUCUGUGAGGUGCUGAGGGCUGAAGUCCCGGGGGCUGGAGGCGUGGCUGCUGUGCUGGGCCCGCUGGGGCUGCAGGAAGUAGCUAGUUUUGUGACUAAGCGUAGUGCCUGGAAACUGGUGCCGCGCGGAGCUGAUGAAGAGGAGCAGCCGCUCAGGGUGGACCUGGAUACAGCUGACUUUGGCUACGCUGUGGGUGAGGUAGAGGCCCUGGUGCAAGAGGAGGCCGAAGUCCCAGCUGCCCUAGAGAAGAUCCACAGCCUCAGCAGCAUGCUUGGUGUGCUGGCGCAGGAGACGGCACCUGCCAAGCUGAUUGUGUACCUACAGCGCUUCCGGCCUCAGGACUAUCAGCGCCUGCUAGAAGUGUACCGCGCCAAAGAGAAGCCUUAGGGGACUGGAAGAUCCAGACGUGACACUGGGCUAGGGUUCAUUCCUGGGCUCACUGUGCCUCUUCCUCUCUGGCUUCCCUUCCCACAGUGACCUCUCUCUCCAGCUCCGCCUGUUCCUUCCCCCUACCCUCCGCUAUCCUUCCUGGAGCCCUCCCUGGCUGCCCCCUCUCCCUCAUCCGUCAGAUGCAAUCUGUGGGCCGCCCCUCUCCCCUGGCCGCUAAGCAGCCUCCAUUGAUUUCCGCUCGUGUUUAUAGGAUUUCCACUUAGCCGUGAUCAGUAGUUAAGCACAGGAAAAUCCCUUGCCACCCUCCCUCCCUUGGUCGAUGCCAUUGAUUCUGCCAGCGGCUCCGAAACCGCCUUACAGCUGAGUUAGAGAUGAGGGGAGGCAGCAGGGAUUUCCCUGCCCUGGGGUAUGGGGAAUAGCAGAAGGCUGGGGAAAUGGGUAGGAGUCCCUGUUAGAAAUCUAGAAAUUCUGGUUUGAUGUUGCCCCUGUGCCCUGCUCUGGCCCAGAGGGUAGAGUGCCUCCUGUGGAAGUUUAGGGGCACAUUUGUCCCCCAACCUGGAAAGGGGUAGAAAGAAAACCUUCCUUUGUUGAAACCAGUUCCAAAGGCUUAGGGCAAGAUACCUACUUCCUGUGUAAGAAGGCUCUUCCCUGGCUGUGAUUCACAUACGUUUUCUACCUCAAAUAUGGCUUCCCCCCUCAGGCUUUAUUGGGCUUUCACUAUUUGUAGGGCUGGGGGCAGCCCCCCCACCCCAGUGGCAAGUACAGGACCAGAGUGC